UGACAAUUUUGUCCCCCUUCAUCAUCCUGCCAUGCAAAUGCAUCGUGCUUGUGCAUCAUCAUCAGCACUUCUCAUUCGUGAUUCUGUUCAAGAUUCGAACGAGUAGAGUGACAGUGUCGCUUUGCGUCGCAGCGAAGUAGCUCUGGGUAGUCGUGCGACGAGGAGGAGGAGGAGGAGGAGGAGGAGGAGAAGGAGGAGGCGAUCAAGGUGCAAGCGAGGUGCAAGCAAGAUGAGCUCCGCUGCUACCAACCGCGGUGCUGGUGCUGGUGCUGGUGCUGGUGCUGCAACACUAAAGAGCGGCAAAGCACAGCGCAUCUCUUCUCCCUCCGCAUCCAUCCACCUGCCAUGCACACCUUACAUUACCCACAUUGUGCCAGUGCAGGCUGGAUAUGCAGAGCAAGGAUGCUCGCACUUGGUGGUGGGAUCAUCGGACGGAUCUGUGCGACUACAUCAGUGCGCCACCCUCGAGCCUAUGGCUGAGCUUCCAUGGCAUCUCCUCCCCUCCCCCUCCUCCUCCGCUUCAAGCAACCAAGGAGCCACCUCUGCGCUUUUGACUCUUCCAAGCGCGAGCGCGAGCACAGGCCCGAGCUCGAUCUCGAACGGGCAAUCACCACAGAGCAUUCGUGUCUUGUGCGCCACCAAUCAGGGUGACGGAGCUAUCCUUUGGGAUCUCUCCGAAACUGCUGCUGCUGCUGCUGCUGCUGCUGCUGCUGCUGCACAGAACAGCGCAAGCCCUUCUCAAAACUUGCUCAAGCAGUUGAAAAGCUCAAAUGGAGCGCCGUAUCUUUGUCUGGCUUGUUCCAGCGAUGGAAGGUACGUGGCAGCUGGGACGGAACUGAAGAAUUACGAAGCUGUGAUAGAUCUGUGGGAUCUACUCUCCUCCACCUCUUCUCCUCAAUUCACAUACACCGAAUCGCACUCCGACGAUAUCACCUCUCUCUCCUUUCAUCCUUCUCACACUCAUCGACAUUUGUUGCUGAGCGGUAGUACGGAUGGACUAUUGUCCGUGUUGGAUACGCGCACCACGGACGAAGAUGAUGCGGUUCUUGGAGUUUGCAAUAUGGACGCCAGCAUUGCCAGAGCUGGAUGGUGUGCACAAACAUCCGCUUCCGAUCAGUCUGGGAUGUUGCGAGCGAGGAAGGAGGAAGCGGUGUUUAGCGGUGUGGAUGCAGCGAUGAACACGCAGGAGGAAGAGGAGCUGAGUGUAAAGGAAGAGAGAGCGAAGGGAAUGGGAGACUUUUGGUCGGUCAGUGAUAUGCAGAGUGUAGCCAUCUGGAACGAAAAUUUCGAUGCGGUCUUGCAGCCGCUAGAUGUCAGAUCGGUGGGAUGUAGAGAGUGGCAGACGGAUUACAUCAUCGAUGCGUUUAGUCCUCGGAAUUCGCGCGCGGAUGGACCGACGAGCAGCCAUGCGCAAGCUACUCAUCUCAUCUUCUGGGUCGGCACCAUCUCAGGAAAAGCUCUACGAAUCGAUCUGGAGCUGGACGGGCAAGACGGUUCGACCGGCUGGACUAUGAAGACUCUUCUGUCGGAUUCGGACUCGGACUCUGCCGCCUACGACGCCGUCCAAAUUCCUCAGACUCCUUCCACUCUCCGCCCCAAAGGUCAUUCCGACAUCGUUCGGUCCAUUCAUCAAGCAGGAGAAGCGCGGCAAGGAGAUAUCUUUACGGGCGGAGAAGAUGGUUGUUUGAUGCGCUGGCAAGCAGAUGCCAAUCUCCUCUCCUCCGCCGAGGAUUUGAACUCGCGCUCGACGGCUUUGGAAAUGAUUUCUUCGGAUGAGAAUACGAGGCAACAGCUGGUGAUGGAUGUGGAUGUGGGAAUGCAGCAGAGGCAGGUGCAGCAGGAAGAGGCGCAGAUCUUGGUCGGGGCGGAGAGAGAGGGAAGGAUGAACAAGAAAAAAUCAAGACAUACGCCUUAUUGAAUGCCAUCUUUCAUCGAUGUGGACA
Molecule: messenger RNA, 1943 nt
Organism: Ceraceosorus guamensis
Lineage: Eukaryota; Fungi; Basidiomycota; Exobasidiomycetes; Ceraceosorales; Ceraceosoraceae
Exons: 4
Coding region: 230-1918 (562 amino acids)
Molecular function (GO): protein binding
Source: RefSeq, a predicted model, not a curated record